Molecule: messenger RNA, 1548 nt
Organism: Moesziomyces antarcticus
Lineage: Eukaryota; Fungi; Basidiomycota; Ustilaginomycetes; Ustilaginales; Ustilaginaceae
Product: cysteine peroxiredoxin
Exons: 6
Coding region: 1-1548 (515 amino acids)
Biological process (GO): cell redox homeostasis; cellular oxidant detoxification
Cellular component (GO): cytosol; mitochondrion
Molecular function (GO): peroxiredoxin activity
Source: RefSeq, a predicted model, not a curated record
AUGCGACCGACUUGCCCGCUAAUCGAUUCGCUAGACAACGACCCCCUCCCUCCCAGCUCAACGUGGGCCGAGAUAUCAGAGCUAAAGAGACGAAAAAAGCUGCUGGAGCAGACGUGCGGAGGAGGCGGCGAGGAGACCAGUUCGGCUAGCGCUCCCCCACACGCGCUUGGCGCUAGUGCGGCGGCUGAAUUUCAUGCAUCGACCUCAUUGCGCAGCUUUACCUCGCUCGUCGGCCAGCUCAGCAAUCGUCGCCCAAAGACCUCGUCGAGUAGGCCAACGUAUGCCCGGCUGGUGCAAGAACGAGCUGGUGGUAAAAUGCGAUCACCAAGCCACUCCGCUUCGGAUAACGAUGCCGUGGUCGCCUCUGCGCUCCGCGUCGGAGUCGCGAGCCAAGUCGUGGCCCAUCGUCAGUCACCGCUUGGUGGUGGCGGGCGUGUGGAGUUCAAGGCUGGACUGCGGAGAAUGACCACUUCGGCAUCCGCGGGCUUGUGGCUCUUACCGAGCGGUCUUUCGCACGCGAAGCUCCGAUUCUGGUCAUGUGACCUUGGCGCUCUUCUCGCUCAUGUUACGCCUGGUAAAACGCACAAAUUGGUCGCCAAAUUGCUCGGCGAGAUGGGAGGAGAGCAAAAUGUCCGAAGCACGCCAUCGAUGCAGCGGAUGGUGUGCGGGGGUGGGACCGGCAAGGUGCCAUCGCUCUCGAGUCUGGUGUCAGUCAGCGCGCGCCCGCUCUUUCAACACGGCGCAGCUCUCCACACACACGCGCACGGCCCAGGCUCAGCUCAGCGCAUUUCUUCUAACGCCGUUUGCGACCCUGGCGAGCGCUUUCUGGCGCUGUUGAUUGCCGGAUCGGCUGCAUUGGGUUCGCCACCCCUCGCGGCAGUGAUGCCUGGCCUUCGACUUGGAUCCAUUGCUCCCAACUUUACCGCCGAGACCACCCACGGUGUGCUCAACUUCCACGAGUAUCUGGGUGACAGCUGGGGCAUCCUCUUCUCGCAUCCGGACGACUUUACGCCCGUCUGCACCACCGAGCUCGGUGAGGUUGCACGCAAGGCACCCGAGUUCGAGAAGCGCGGCGUCAAGAUCAUCGGCCUGUCGGCCAACGACAUUGCAUCGCACGACCGAUGGAUCAAGGACAUCAACGAGGUGGGCAACACCUCGGUCAACUUCCCCAUCAUUGGCGACAAGGACCGCAAGGUCUCGACCGAAUACGACAUGCUCGACGCACUCGACCCUACCAACGUCGAUGCCAAGGGAAUCCCCUUCACCGUGCGUGACGUGUUUGUGAUCGACCCCAAGAAGGUCAUCCGCCUCAAGAUCAGCUACCCCGCCAGCACCGGUCGCCACUUUGACGAGAUCCUGCGUGUCAUUGACUCGCUCCAGAUCGGCGACAAGUACCGCGUCACCACACCCGUCAACUGGCAGAAGGGCGACAAGGUCAUCGUCCACCCCUCGGUCCAGGGCGAGGAGGCCGAAAAGCUCUUCCCCGGCUACGAGACCGUCAAGCCCUACCUCCGAUUCACCAAGGACCCCUCGGCCAACGCGGCCUGA